CCUUAUCUCUCUGCCGCCUUUUAUUCUCUCAUCCCCCUUUCACUUUCGUUCCGUAUAGCCAAAGAGGUGGCGGGAAACACAACUUUCAAUAGAGAAAUGCGCGCAUUUUAUAGCACUAAAACAUUUAGUACUAAACCCCAUGCCUCAAAUAUGCCGAUAUUUACCUCAUCUUGCCAUCCUCGCCAUCCUCGCUUAAAUUCGCAUUCACCUCUUCACAAACAGUCAAACUCACGUGCAGGACUAACAGAAGUUGGGUAUUCUUGCUCUCCCCCAGAUCCUUUCUCUUCUUCCUUUCUCUCAUCUCUUCUUUACCUUAUGGGACUGAAACCUCUGCGUUUUGAACCAUAAAACUCUUAAGAAUCCAGCCAACCACUGUUGUU
Molecule: messenger RNA, 380 nt
Organism: Aspergillus ochraceoroseus IBT 24754
Lineage: Eukaryota; Fungi; Ascomycota; Eurotiomycetes; Eurotiales; Aspergillaceae
Exons: 1
Coding region: 97-348 (83 amino acids)
Source: RefSeq, a predicted model, not a curated record